AUGACAAAACCCAAGAAAUAUGUCAAGGUCAACGGAAUCAUGAAGUUGAAUCCAGAGUGGAAGAAAUGGAAGGAACAACAAGGCGAUGGCGGCCCAGCGACCACUGUCCAGCGUCCAUCCGUAGCACUCCCGAUUGUAUCGAGCAUGGAAGAUCACGAGAAACUCAAUGAAGCUUCAUUGGCUUCAGGAGGACAAGAAAUUCCUUUUUCAGAGUCCACUUCGGCCACCAUUGAGAUGAUGCAAGAGCCUGAGAUUUGUGUUGAUGCUGGAAUGGACCCCGAUACCGUGGUGGACGAAUUGGGCGCCUUGUUGAACAAGUAUGAAGUCCCAAUUGGAUUGAUGAACAAGUUGAUGAUGCUCAGUGAAUUUGAAGUUUUGGAAUUCAUGAUUGACGACUCUGGAAGUAUGACAUUGAACACUGAUUCUGUGGACCGCCAAGGCCGCCCUCAGACUCGAUGGACUGAGGCCCAAGGUCGUCUAAAGGAAAUGAUUGAAGUGCUGGCACAUGUUCCCUUCAAUCAAAUUGUCAUCGUCUUUUUGAACCGCACGGAUGUGAUUUCCUUGCAGCGAAACAAACGCGACCCCAAGACCAUCAUUGCUGACGCCAAUCAAAAAAUCGAUAGCGUCUUUAGCAAGGGCCCCAGUGGAACUACCCCAGCUCUAGAGAAGAUCCAAAAGUCGCUCACCGGUAACCCAAGCAUGUCCAUUGCAAGAUGGUUUUUUGGUGACGGUGUACCAAACGGCGGCAUUAUGGCCCAGAAGGAGAUCACCCGACUUCUUGUCCAACGUCCAAACCCUGCUCAAAAUCCAAUGACUUUUAUCAGUUGUACCAAUGAGGAUGACCAGGUAGAAUGGAUGAAGGAUGCCGAGGAAGCUGCACCAUACUGUUCCGAAUCGGAUGAUUUCAGGGAUGAGGCCGCCGAAGUUAUGCGAGAUCAAGGAGCUGCCUUGCCUUAUUCCAAGGGGUUCCACUUGGUUGGAACUUUGGUUGGGGCCAUGAAUCCUGAUGAUUUGGAUGCCAUGGACGAAAGUAUCCCAUUCACUAAGUCAACUUUGGACAACUUGUUGGGAAUUCAACACAACGAAGAAUCCUACCGCCACUACUUCAACUUGUUCGCGGAAGCCCAAAGCAACCGUAAAGUAGAAGGCCCCAUGGACAACUUGAAGAGGAGUAUGCGGUGGAACUACAAUGACUUUUUGCAGGCGCCCUUGGCCAGCCAAAUUGCUGCCGUACAAGACUUCAAGGGCAAGUUGAAGACAAUGGGAGGAUAA
Messenger RNA from Cylindrotheca closterium, 1272 nucleotides. The record is from the annotation of a GenBank genome assembly. Lineage: Eukaryota; Bacillariophyta; Bacillariophyceae; Bacillariales; Bacillariaceae.